Papaver somniferum (opium poppy) is the source of this 1542-nucleotide messenger RNA. RefSeq lists its product as uncharacterized. The transcript has a single exon. The coding region runs from base 1 to 1542 and encodes 513 amino acids. NCBI's taxonomy places the organism in Eukaryota, Viridiplantae, Streptophyta, Magnoliopsida, Ranunculales, Papaveraceae. The record is from RefSeq and is a predicted model, not a curated record.
AUGAGGGAGCCCGAAAUAAAUAGGAACCCUAUCCAUAGGGUCAAUAGAGUUGAUAAUGGGUCUGAUAUCCUUAGGCAUCCAGAGGCCUUAGAGAUGAACCAAGGGUCCAACCAGACUAUGAGCUGUAACAGUGAGCCCAGAACCUAUCCAUGUACCAUUUGUGGUGAUCAAAGUCAUAUUGGACCCCAUUGUCCUUUGUUUUAUCCCAAUGAAACUACCCGUGACCAGGUUAGUGUCCUACAUGGUGGUAUGGACUCCAAAUAUGAGGGUCGACCCAAGUUUGACCCAUACUCUAAUACCUAUAACCCUGGUUGGAGACAUAACCCGAAUUUCUCGUGGUCUAAAGGUAACCAUCAAGGUGGCCCAUCUAGCAACCCACCACCAGGUUUUUCUACGAACCAAGCUCAAAUCCAAGAACCGAGCCAAGUUGAUAAAAAGGUGUCAUCUCUAGAGGAAAGUAUAAGACUCUUAAUUGAGGGUAAUUCCCUAAACAAUUCUCAAACUACACAAAAUAUCAACAAUUUAAGUCAGAAGCUUGAUGACUUUGUCCUGGAGAGUCAACGGUACCAACAAAAUAGUGACCGAGAAAUUAGCAACUUAGAGACUCAGAUAAGUCAACUUUCAAGCAGGCUAAAUGAUAAGGAGGAAGGGAUAUUUCCUAGCCAACCAACUCUGAACCCAAAAGGAGUUAACCAGGUUAAUGGGUCAGGUAGUUCUAACCACAACGAACAUCUCAAAGAAGUUAUCAUCCUUAGGAGUGGUAAAACUCUAGAGAAUUCGUUAGAACCACCUAAUGAUAGUAGUCCAGCUGAAAAAGAGACUGAAGUUGACCAAACUUCAUCUAAAGACCCUAAUGGUCCUGAGAAUUCUAAGAGUCCAAGUGAGGAAGCUACCCCUGAGAGAGUGUACAUACCACCUGCAUCAUUUCCUCAGAGACUCGCUAAGAAAAAGCCCAGUACAUAUGCUGAAAUCCUAGACAUCUUUAAUCAAGUUAAGAUCAACCUUCCCUUGUUAGAUGCAAUUAAACAUGUACCGGCUAUGGCCAAGUUCUUAAAAGAGAUGUGCACCGCCAAGAGAGACGCUAGUGUCCAUAAAAAGGCAUUUUUGACCCAACAAGUUAGUUCCGUAAUCUCACAAAAGUACCCAGUCAAAUUUAAAGAUCCUGGUUGUCCUACUGUCACAUGUGUCAUGGGUAAACAAACCAUAGACAAUGCUCUAUUAGAUCUUGGGGCUAGUGUGAAUCUUUUACCGUUCUCGGUAUAUGAACAACUUAGACUGGGUGAGAUGAAACCAACUAGGAUAACACUACAGUUAGAUGAUUGGUCAGUCAAAAUCCCACGUGGAAUUAUUGAAGACGUUUUGGAUCAGAUAGAAAACUAUAUCUAUCCAGUUGACUUUGUGAUUUUAGACACUCAACCUAUCUCUAGUCAAGAUAUCAAUAUCCCAAUCAUCCUAGGUCGUCCGUUUCUAUCCACUGCAAAUGCAGUCAUACAUUGUCAAACUGGCCUAGUAGAAUUUUCCUUUGGGAAUCAGAAAAUCUAG